Molecule: messenger RNA, 2878 nt
Organism: Patiria miniata (bat star)
Lineage: Eukaryota; Metazoa; Echinodermata; Asteroidea; Valvatida; Asterinidae
Product: fibroblast growth factor receptor-like
Exons: 19
Coding region: 91-2463 (790 amino acids)
Biological process (GO): multicellular organism development; positive regulation of kinase activity; protein phosphorylation
Cellular component (GO): signaling receptor complex
Molecular function (GO): transmembrane receptor protein tyrosine kinase activity; ATP binding; protein binding
Source: RefSeq, a predicted model, not a curated record
UCUCUAAGUUGCCAGGUGGAUUACCGUAGUACGAAUGAUGCAUUUGUGCCGUCCCCAGGCAGUCCAGUCGUUGAUGUGACUCACAUUGUCAUGGGUCUGCAACCAUACACGCAGUAUGAAGUACGAGUUCAAUGUGGACUCAGCAACAUCUUGAAUGGCGGACCUGAACGCACUUUAAAGACAAAUCCAUCUCAGCCUCGGAAUCUCGCUUAUGACAAUGUCCAACCAGAGAGUUUUCUUGUCCUCUGGGACGAGCCGGCCAUGAAAAAUGGACCAAUAGACUUCUACACAGUCAGUGUGUCUAGAACCUCAGAUGGUUCUGGCUUUACAUCGAAACGUCUAUUACAGGGACUAUCUACACCAUUUGUAGAUCUGACAGCAUACACCAAUUACACUGUGGAGGUGACUGCAUUUAACACGGAAGGUGGACAGGAGCUGCCAAGCCCACCAGCUCAGGAGAUAGUCAGAACCACUGAAGAUGCUCCAUCACGUCCCUUGAAUGUCAAAUGCCGACAGCAAGAAGACUCCUGCCUUGUAGGCUGGGACCGACCUGAACAAGCAAACGGGAUCAUUCGAAGUUUCAAGGUAUACUACACGGCAUAUCCAAGGCCCGGGACGGGAUUGAGUGUAGAAGCCGAUAUUCUGAAUUCUGGUGCGACGGUUGUUGAUGGCAGCCAAGAAUGGUAUUCAUUCAGCAAGAGUGACUUGGCCAGUUUCUCAGACUUUCGCUUCCAAGUCAGCGCCACGACAACCACAGAGGGCGCUAACAGCACGGAAGCAGUCGGCAGCUGCACCACAAACGCUGCAGUUCCCGACAAACCUGAGAAGCCCGUCGAGCCAAACGACAAAGGAAAUCCUGUAACUGAGAGCACCUUUAUAAUGAGACUGGCACCAGUCAGUCAACGCAACGGACCAAUCAGCUGCUUUGAAGUAACAGUGGUACGGCUGAGUGAUUAUGACGUCAUCAGUGACGUAGACCCAGAUGUUCUGUAUCACCCGGACAUGCUUGGUAGCUUCCAGGAUGCACACGAUACAGUGGGAACGCCUUACGUUGCUCUGGUGUUAGCAGGGCAUGAACUGAGUAAAGCAAGAGACAUAACAAUAGGAAGCAGUGGAACCAGUGAGUGUGGUAGCAAUGACUCAGGACGUAGACGGAGACAAACAACACGACGCCACGAGGGGGAAAAUGGUCCCCUGACACCGAGUACCAAGUACACAGCGUUCAUACGAGCAUACGCUGUGCUGGAAGAUGGAACGGAAGAGUACGUGACGAGUGACUUGUUACAACCAGUCUACACCGUUAAUGCACAGGCCGACAAUCCUGCAGUGAUUGCUGUGGUUUGUGUGUUAGUCACGUUGAUCAUCAUCGCACUGGUUGCAUGCGGAGUAGGUUUAAUAUGGAGGAAGAAAGGAAGGGCUCGCAACAACAACCGGCCGGAACUUGAAAGAACAGCCAUUAAAAUGGAUAAUGUUGAAUAUGAAGUCAAUCUUCGAGAGGGUGGCAUGGCAUAUACAGUCUACGAGGAUGUUGGCCUGCCAUCGUGGGCCCUGAGAUGGGAGAUUCUCUGGAAGAACCUGGUGGUGGAUGACAAAGUCCUCGGUCAAGGGAACUUUGGUGAAGUGAGAUCGGGAACUGUGAAUAUUGGCGGCAAAAGGACCAAGACUGCCAUUAAAAUACUGAAAGGUCAAGCAUCAGAAACUGACCGGAAAGAUUUCUUGGAGGAAUUUCGUACAAUGACCAACAUCGGAUAUCAUCCUAAUGUCGUGUCGUUGCUGGGGGCUUGCCAGAAUGGAGAUGUUCUGUACGUCGCACUGGAGUUUCUACCAAACGGCGAUCUGCGCAGCUAUCUGCGCACGGCUCGUUCACAAUCGGAGUCGGACGAGGGCGCCCUGUCCUCCAACCAGCUGAUCAAGUUUGCUCUGGAUGUUGCCAAGGGAAUGAAGCACCUAUCAAUGUCCGGGGUUAUUCAUCGUGAUUUGGCGGCCAGAAACAUCUUACUCGGUGAGCGAUUGGUCGCCAAAGUCUCUGAUUUUGGGCUUUCAAGAGGAGAGGACAUUUAUGUCCAGACAUCCAUGCGCCGUGUGCCUACCCGUUGGUUAGCCAUCGAAUCGUUGUUGGAUUGCACCUACACAACUCAAAGUGACAUGUGGUCCUUUGGCAUUCUCAUUUGGGAAAUAGCUUCAAUUGGAGGCACACCAUACGCAACCAUUGCCACCAAGGCCCUGGCAGGUCGGCUGAUGGAAGGAUACCGCAUGACUAAACCAGCCAACUGCGAUGAACAAAUCUACUCCUUGAUGCUUCGUUGCUGGGAGGAGGACCCUAGCAACAGACCCUCAUUCAGUGAUCUGAUCCGCAUCCUCAGCAAGAUGGAUGACAAUAAGACUGAACAGACGUACAUGGCGAUCGAUCGCGACCACUAUGAGAACUUCAGCGUGAUCCGCCCAGAGCUGGAUGACAACUAGACGGACAUACCAAACCCAAAUCUUCCCUAACGACCGAGGAAAAGAGUAUUAGCUUUAAAGUAGAGUGGUUCAGCUGUAUGUUCUUACACAGAAAGUGAUUGAUAUCACGGUAUUUUAAGUCGAUCAUUGUGUGAAGUGGGUUUCUGUUAUAAAUUUGCUAAAUCACUCAGUGUUUGGUUAUGUUGUAUACCUAUCGGUAUAAUGAAGUUUUUCUGUGUAAAAUGUCAAUUUUACUUUGCGAAUAAAGAUGUCAUUAUAAUGGUAGAUGAUGAAAUACUUUGGGGGAAAAUGGAAUUUUGCGUUUUAAAGCUCUCUGAAAAGCCUGAUGCAAAUUUUAGCAUGAAUGAUAAAGUUAUUAGGCCAAAUAAAACAAUCCUGUUUAGCGUCCCCGCCUGCAUCCUUUUUGGAGACCCCC